Molecule: messenger RNA, 1098 nt
Organism: Pocillopora damicornis (cauliflower coral)
Lineage: Eukaryota; Metazoa; Cnidaria; Anthozoa; Scleractinia; Pocilloporidae
Product: piggyBac transposable element-derived protein 4
Source: RefSeq, a predicted model, not a curated record
AAAGAGCGAAUAAAUAGCGAUGAAGAGGAAGGGGAAAGUGAUGGAGAAUUGAAAACAGCGAUGAAGAGGAGCAAAACUACUCCAAUAUGAGAUGGACAUCUGCUAUACAACCCCCAGAAGGCAUAAAUUUUCGAGAAGAGGUUGGUAUGAGGGUAGAAAUGGACAAUGAUAGUAAUUGUUUGGAUUGCUUCCAACUUCUGUUUACUCAUGAUGUUUAUCAGCUGAUUAUUCGUGAGACCAAACGGUUUGAGCAUCAAAAACGGCAGCUUGAGGACAAUUCCCUGAGUGAUCUCCACGAUUUUACCCUUCCAGAGCUAAAGGCUUGGCUUGGGCUCACAUUAGCAAUGGGUCUUGUCAAAAAAAGCAAUUUGAAAGCUUACUGGUCAACUGAUUCGGUCACCAAAACUCCACUGUUUUCUAGCACUAUGUCAAGAGACCGCUACCUUCACAUUAUAAGAUAUCUCCACUUUGUAAAUAAUUGCAAUGCCCCAAACCAGACAGAUCCCAACAGGGAUAAACUGUGGAAAAUUAGACCAUUUUUAGAUGCUCUUGUGCCCAAAUUUACGGCUGUAUAUGCGCCUUCUCAGAAUUUAUCUCUUGAUGAGACACUGAUCAAAUUCAAGGGCCGUCUUCACUUCAGACAAUUUUUGCCUUUAAAGAGAAGCAGAUUUGGAAUCAAAGGUUUUGUUAUAGCAGAUUCAACAUCUGGCUGUGUACUUGGUACUUCUAUUUACACUGGAAAAGAGGGUCCAGCGGCAAGCAAGGAUUUGGCUCAGCUAGUUGUUCUAAAGCUAACAGAGCCUUAUUUCAACAAAGGUUACAAAUUGUUUGUUGACAACUGGUAUACCAAUGUACCUCUCUUUCUAGAACUGGAAAAAAAGGGAAUUAGAGCCUGUGGAACAGUGAGGGGAAAUAGAAAGUACCUACCUCAGGACAUUGUUGACCAGCAAUGCGAGCAGGUCAAAAGCCUUGUCAGGGGAGAAUCGCUUUUCCGUCAAGUGGCAACCUCAUCUGUGUGACAUGGAAGGACCGAAAGCUGGUACAUUUACUCUCAACUCUCCCUGAGGGUUUGGGAAUCGGACAGGUAGAGAGAAGGGU